Corvus hawaiiensis (hawaiian crow) is the source of this 459-nucleotide messenger RNA. RefSeq names its product mas-related G-protein coupled receptor member A7-like. Lineage: Eukaryota; Metazoa; Chordata; Aves; Passeriformes; Corvidae. Gene Ontology annotation, cellular component: membrane. The transcript has a single exon. Gene Ontology annotation, molecular function: G protein-coupled receptor activity. The annotation marks the transcript as partial. The record is from RefSeq and is a predicted model, not a curated record. Gene Ontology annotation, biological process: G protein-coupled receptor signaling pathway.
AUGGAGGUGAGCUCCAUGUCCCCACCUUCUGCCUCUCCCACGGAAGAAGCCGAUCUGUGUCAGAUAGAUGUCACCAACGUGGCCAUACACAGUGUGUCACUGCUCAUCUGCCUCUGUGGCCUGGCAGGGAAUGGGGCUGUGGUCCGGCUCAUCGUCAUGAACGACAUUACUGAAUUCAUCUUUGACCUGGCUGUCGCUGACUUCCUCUUCCUCCUCUUUGCGCUGCCCUCUGCCCUGCUCUUCCUGCUGGAGGACGUGUCCUGCUCUCCUAUCAUGCCCCUGGUGUACGUGAGCUUCCUUUUCCAGCUGUCCAUGGUCUCCUACUACUGGGGGCUGUUCCAGCUGGUGAACAGCAGCAUCAUAUUGGACAUGGACAAGCUCUGCAAGCUCUGCUGCCGCUACAACAUUCCCAAGCGCCGGCUGUGGGUGCUUGACAGUGUCCAAUACUGGACCUUCUUC